AUGAACCCACAACCUUGCGCCGCCUGUAAGCAAAUGAGACGACACUGUUCAGCAAAAAAAUGUCCCUUUUCUCCAUAUUUUCCCCCUAACGAACCUCUCAGAUUUGCUUCCGUUCACAGAGUCUUUGGUGCAAGCAAUGUGUCCAAGAUGCUCGCGGAGGUCCCGGAGAGUCUAAGAGCAGAGGUAGCAAUUAGUCUUGUAUACGAGGCAGAUGCGAGGCUAAGAGAUCCUGUGUACGGAUGCACCGCAGAAAUUUCUGCUUUACAACGGCAAGUCGAAUCAUUGCAACAACAACUCAAUUCAGCAUGGGAUGAACUGCUCAAAUACAAGAAUCCCCAUCAUGAAGCCGAUAUCUUUAACGCAGAGCCCCCACCUUCCCAUGAUGUAGCCUUGCUUCCUUCCGUUGCCACCACCGCUGCUUUCCCUCCUCCCCCUUCUCCAACAGUACUGCUAGUGCCACCGCCCCCUCCCACCACCUCAGGUUCACUUCUCCUUUCAUCCUCUGCUUCGUCCAACCAGUACUGCCCACUAUCUGCUGCCGCUGAUUUCAGCACCAUAUCAAAUUAAA
Messenger RNA from Coffea eugenioides, 568 nucleotides. Its product is annotated as LOB domain-containing protein 24-like. NCBI's taxonomy places the organism in Eukaryota, Viridiplantae, Streptophyta, Magnoliopsida, Gentianales, Rubiaceae. The transcript has 3 exons. Bases 1 to 567 code for a protein of 188 amino acids. The record is from RefSeq and is a predicted model, not a curated record.